Nicrophorus vespilloides is the source of this 939-nucleotide messenger RNA. RefSeq lists its product as uncharacterized. The record is from RefSeq and is a predicted model, not a curated record. Bases 42 to 845 code for a protein of 267 amino acids. The transcript is spliced from 6 exons. Lineage: Eukaryota; Metazoa; Arthropoda; Insecta; Coleoptera; Silphidae.
GUGUGUUUAAAGCAAAUUACGGUAGUAUUGUUUAAGCAGUCAUGGAACAUACAUUGUUUUUGAUUAUUGCUAUAACUUUUGCGUCUGUUCAGGGUGAUUAUUGCGAUUUGUUGGGAACACUUUUCUACGAUGAACUAGGUUGUACUCCAAAUCUAGGCAACGACGGUUGUCCAAAUUCGUAUGAUUGUCCAGAUAUUACAGUUCCAGAGGGUUUUUGCAAAUAUGGUGGUAAACUAUACGAACAUGAUGAAUUUUUCAAUGGUACCAGUCUAUGCAGUCCAGGAAUUUGCUCCAGUCCCGAAAAUGUUCGCAUGAUUAUUGAUUGCUUCCGACGUCCUGAUGAGGGCUGCUAUUUUGUAUACACCUUGGAUCAAUGUUGCCCUACCGAACAGAUUUGUGAACCUUUCGACGAUGUUGCUACAUGCGAAUUUAAUGGUGAGAUAUACAAGGAAGGAGAAUAUUUCAAUUUCCAGGGAAAUUGCCUUGAUUGCAUCUGUCAGAAGAAUUUCACAGGGGAGUUAGUUGAACCGUUUUGCAAAAGAAAGAAAUGCAAUAUCGAAGUAACCGAAGAUCCAAUUUCUGACAAAAGCGCUCCUGUUUAUUAUAACGAUGAGAUUCGUUGUUGCCCAAUGGAAUUUAUUAAACCCUCAUACGCAACAAAUUUAAUUACAAUUCCAUCCGGAAAUACGAGUCAAGAGAAAUGUGAGUUUGGAAAUAAUAACUUCUAUAAUCUGGGCGAUAUCUUGUUUGUGAAAUACAUAAACCCUGAAAAUUAUAUGAGUAUUGAACAAUCUGCAAUCUGCUCUUGCACUUUACCACCUCUGUUAACUUGUACUAUAGUUUAAAUGAAUAAACAACAAUUUGUGUUAAUUAUUAACUUAAAAUGCACUUUAUAAACUGAUAAUGAAUUAAAGCAAUAAAUAUAAAUAUUGAAUUUUU